Molecule: messenger RNA, 1245 nt
Organism: Drepanopeziza brunnea f. sp. 'multigermtubi' MB_m1
Lineage: Eukaryota; Fungi; Ascomycota; Leotiomycetes; Helotiales; Drepanopezizaceae
Source: RefSeq, a predicted model, not a curated record
AUGGAUAGAGCCGCUGAAAGCCAUACUGGUCCCAGGAACAGCAUCGAUGAUACCAGGGCCCUGCUCAUAUCCCGACAGCCACCAGAAGAGCAAGCAUAUGUGGAAAUGUUUGCCGUCAUGCUACCGUCUUCCGACAUCGACGCGGCUGGAAAAGCGACGUUCGUCGGCUCCAUUGGCAUUAUCCGCCUCGCCGAAGAUGGGCAAUCGGCUGAGGUCGCCUAUGGAAUGCUGCCUCGCGACUGGGGCAGGGGGUAUGCCCCUGCAGCGUUGGAAUUUCUCGUUGAUUACUACUGGAGCAGUGACAGAAAAGUUCAGAAGGACAUUCUUUCCGCUGGCACUGAGCCCCGGAAUGUUCAGAGUCGGAGAGGUUUGGAGAAAGAUGGGUUUACGAGGGGAGCAACUAUCGAGAAGGCGUUUGAGGCGAGGGAUUCAGUCACUGGUGAGAUGGAGUGGAGGGCGGCGCGCCAUAUUGUGGCAUAUCGAGAGGCCGACGGCAUAGAAUGGGGCGUUUUUGCCGGCGCAGCCCUUUCGAACUUACGAUCAUCUCAACAACCAUUUUCCUCAUGCAAGACGAAGCAUGCCACCACGAGCGUGGAGGAAUCGCGGCAGCAGCUCCGCGGCCGGAUGCCCACGCCCGAAAAGCCGUGGAAUCGGCUGUGGGCUAUCAUGCUCAAGAACGGCAGAGAGGAAGGAGACGGGAGCGCGAAAGCGGUGCAUAUUGGGAAUAUCGAGAUGCCGAGGGAGGCGGAAGUCGGCUAUCGUAUCCAUCCGGACUAUUGGCGGAGGGGCUACAUGUCGGAGGCUCUGGCUAUGUUUAUUGCGUUCUGGUGGGCGGAGGAAGCAGCCGACCCGCAGAACAUCGCCAGCACGAACCUCCUACUCAAGCACGGCUUUCAGAAGAAAGGCCCGUUGCGAAAGGCUUUCUACGCGAGGGCUUCCUUGCAGGAGGGAGGCUGGGAUGAUCAGGCGAACAAGAGCGAUUUGCACCCCCUUGUACUCCGUACUUCGACGGAGAAGGAGAAGAAGGAGAAGAGGAAGAAGAAGAGGAGGAGGAAGAAGAAGAAGAAGAAGAAGAAGAAGAAGAAGAAGAAGAAGAAGAAGAAGAAGAAGAAGCAACUUCCGCCAUUAAUUCGAGUGAAUGCGGAUACCUCUGAGCGUAUUCUCGCUCCGUACUCCAAUGUGCAUGAGACAUCUACUCCGUAUCGAAUCAGAUCACCUGGUAAUAAAGUACAGAAGUCGAGUUGA